Molecule: messenger RNA, 618 nt
Organism: Bipolaris victoriae FI3
Lineage: Eukaryota; Fungi; Ascomycota; Dothideomycetes; Pleosporales; Pleosporaceae
Exons: 2
Coding region: 1-618 (205 amino acids)
Source: RefSeq, a predicted model, not a curated record
AUGCUCUCCAGUCGAGCGUCGACAAACUCAACAAAGAGAACCAAGAUCUCAAGACCAAGGUACAAGACCAAACAUGGAAGGUCAAGGACGCCGAGGAGAAGCUGCGGAAGGCCGAGUCGGGCGCAAAAUCGACAAAGGAGAAGGAAAUCAAAGAGCUGCAAGAGAAGCUACGCAAAGCCCAAGAGAAUGAAAAGGAGAAGACGACCGAGUUGGAAGAUCUCAUCAUGGUACUCAGUGAUCUUGAAGAGAAGAGGAGCAAAGACAAGGCAUGUUCUCUUGGGCAAGAAGUAUCUGACGACGAAGAGGACGAUGAUGAUGACGACGACGACGAUGAAGAAGAUGAGGAUGAAGACGAAGAUAGUGAUGAGGAAGAGGAAGAGGAAGAGAAGAAGAAAUAGGAAGUUGCCGUCCGCACGUAGCCGUAGCUCUCUGACGAUUCAUAGCCUUGGCAGCAGCUCAGAAAUACUCAUACGUGUUAUUGGCAAGAACACUGACUUGAACAGUUCAUACAUCAACGCCACAUGCCAUUUGAAUGCUCAUGCACUAACACAAACUGCAGGCCUAUCGAAGCUCUGCUUGCCACUCAUGUCCCCCUAUCCAUACCCUAAAACACCAUAG